AUGGUCCUGUGUAUUCCCAAGGAAAUAGAGAUCCCGUGGGAUAAGGAUCCAGAGGGGAAUUUUGGGAAUGGGCCCUGCCCUCACUCUCCUGCUUUUCCCAGUUUUUUCGAUGGAAGUGCCCUGGAUGGCAGCCCCUCCUCCCAGUUUGCAGAGCUUUGGGACCACUUGGACCACGCGAUGUUCUUCCCGGAUUUCCGGCCCUUCCUGAGCGGCUCCCUGGAUUCCGAGGGCCGGGAUCCGGAGCGGGGCCCCCCGGGGGAGCUGUGGGGGCCCGGCCGCCCCCCCCGGCUGCCCCCGAGCCGCCGCUUCCGAUCCCGAGGCAGCUCCCGCCCGGAUCGCUCGCCCGCCAUCGAGGGCCCCCUCAUUCCCACCAUUCCCUGUUUCCCUGCAGACACGGGGCUGGAGUGCCCGGUGUGCAAGGAGGACUAUUCCGUGGCGGAGCAGGUCCGGCAGCUCCCCUGCAACCACGUCUUCCACAGCAGCUGCAUCGUGCCCUGGCUGGAGCUGCACGACACGUGUCCCGUCUGCAGGAAGAGCCUCAAGGGGGAAGAUUCCACCCGGCAGACUCCGAACGCCGACGCUCCCGACAGCGCCCUGCAGGAGCGAUGGACUUUCUGACCCUCUCCCGGAACAUUCCAGAGCCUUCCAGAGCCUUCCAGAGCCUUCCAGAGCCUUCCAGAGGCCGGAGCAGCCCCCAUUCCGGGUGUACAUGGAGAAUUCCAACAACCCCCAACCCUCCAAGCAGCUGGAAUUCGGGGGCCCACCCCCACCGAGAAUUCUCCUCCCGCGGAACCGCCUCGUCCCUCCUAAAUUUUGGGAAUUCUGGGCAGGGAUUUGGAUUUGAUUUUUGGAUGGAAAGGGGUGGUGGGUUGUUGUUUUUUUUUUCCAGUGGGGGCUCCCGAGUCCCUCACGGCCUCCUCUGGAAAAGGGAUUUUGGGGGGGAUCUCCCCGCGCUCCGGGAAGCUGGAAUUGGCUGGGAUCGCCUGGAAUUGGGGGGCGGGAGGGAUUUUAUUGCCCCGGGUUGGGUGGGAUCCUCGGGGUCCAUAAAAUCAGGGAGGGGGCAGCUGGAGGCAGGAGGGGUCUGGAGCCCUUCCCGAAGGGGGGAUUGGACCCUCAGGAGUCUGGGAAUGCUCUGGGAUCAGGAAUGCUCCGAGCAGGAUUUUGGCAGCUCCAGGAUCCUGGACUUUUUCUUUUUUUGUUGUUGUUUUUUUUUGAGGGGGAGGGGGUUGUUUUGGGGUUUUUCCAACCCUUUUCCACGUGCCUGUGGCCCCAGGUGUGUCCAAACCUCACCCCCCCCCUCGCCAUUCCAGGCAGGAAUUAUGGACCACGUUGCUCAUCCCUUGGGAAUUCCCCCCCCACCUUCCCCAGUAACUUAAGGAAAAUCUUUAUUUUUUGCUGAUUCUUUGGUUGUUUUGAGGGGUUUUUUUUCCCCUCAUUUCUGUGAAGUUUCAUUCAGGUCUUAAUCCUUGGAAUUAUCCUUGGACUCCUGGGAUCCACUGACCCCUCCCCUCCUGGAGGGGGGUGGGACAUUCCCAAACCUCUUGGGGUUGGUGGCUCCGUGUCCACGUGGAUUGAAUUCCCUGUUUUCUUUGCUCUUCCGUCCAAUAAAGGCCUUUCUCAAGGAA
Manacus vitellinus (golden-collared manakin) is the source of this 1625-nucleotide messenger RNA. RefSeq names its product E3 ubiquitin-protein ligase RNF115. Bases 1 to 618 code for a protein of 205 amino acids. Gene Ontology annotation, biological process: ubiquitin-dependent protein catabolic process. Gene Ontology annotation, molecular function: ubiquitin protein ligase activity. Gene Ontology annotation, cellular component: cytoplasm. The transcript is spliced from 5 exons. The record is from RefSeq and is a predicted model, not a curated record. NCBI's taxonomy places the organism in Eukaryota, Metazoa, Chordata, Aves, Passeriformes, Pipridae.